GAAAACUGCUUUGUUGCAAUGUUGUGAACAGGGGUGGACUGACCAUUUGGAAACUCAGGCACUGCCCAAGGGCCCGGGGUCAGUAGGGGGCCCCAUGAGAUGCCCCUGGUACCUUUUUUAUAGGCUUUUUUGAGUUUGGGCAAGGACACAGGGGCCCCAUGAUCCCCUAUUGCCCCGGGGGCCCCAUGAGUUGUCAGUCCGCACCUGGUUUCCGCCCCUGGAUCCUGCUAUACCCGCUUCUCUACCAGGGCAUAAACAGGGCC
This is a messenger RNA of Staurois parvus, 263 nucleotides long. The record is from the annotation of a GenBank genome assembly. Lineage: Eukaryota; Metazoa; Chordata; Amphibia; Anura; Ranidae.